UAUUUUACUUUUUAUAAACAUUAGCGUUUGUCGUCGAUUUGAUCCACUUCAUUGUCACAGUUCAUCAAUUUCAAUCCAAAAAACCCCAAAUUAAUCAAGACCCCUAAAAGCUUGCUCAUCGUGUGUUCUAUGUGAAUCACAUCAAGAUAUUGGAGUCUCAUACAAAUGUCAUCAGUAGGAACAUCAAAGGGGAUUCUAGAAAUCGCCAAAUUCGGUGUAUACGUCGCAGUACCAAUCGUCCUAAUCUAUACAUUCGCCAACAACAGCACCAACAUCAAGAAAUUCAUGGGCAAUCAUUCAUACGUUGUUUAUCCUAAAGAAGCUCCUCGUCCUCCUUCACCUGAAGAGCUACGUGAGAUGGCUAAACAACUUGCCCUCAAAAAAAAAAAAAAUCCCUUCUAAUUGAUCUAUUGCAAAAAAGGGUACUUGGAAAUGAUUGAGAAUUGAAGAAAUGAGAAAGCUUUUGUUGAUUUUAGAUUCCACAGUAAGUUUUGAGAGCAGAUUGAGAUCUUUGUCCAGCUUCUGUGUAGUAGAACUGGUGAAAUUUUCUUACUUUUGGUGAGU
This is a messenger RNA of Arabidopsis thaliana (thale cress), 564 nucleotides long. RefSeq names its product sporulation-specific protein. Gene Ontology annotation, cellular component: mitochondrion. Gene Ontology annotation, biological process: mitochondrial respiratory chain complex IV assembly. NCBI's taxonomy places the organism in Eukaryota, Viridiplantae, Streptophyta, Magnoliopsida, Brassicales, Brassicaceae. The record is from RefSeq and is marked reviewed. The transcript has 2 exons. Bases 166 to 402 code for a protein of 78 amino acids.